Molecule: messenger RNA, 705 nt
Organism: Papaver somniferum (opium poppy)
Lineage: Eukaryota; Viridiplantae; Streptophyta; Magnoliopsida; Ranunculales; Papaveraceae
Exons: 2
Coding region: 1-705 (234 amino acids)
Source: RefSeq, a predicted model, not a curated record
AUGACUGCAAAAGACACUUCAAGUUAUCAAGAUGGAACUCAACAAGAAAGUCAACAAGGUAUUCAACCAUCUGCCCCUCAAUCAGAACCAGUUCAACAAGGUGUUCAACCAACUGCCCCUCAAUCAAAACCAGUUCAAGAAGGUGUUCAACCAAGUGCUCCACAAUCAGAAACUGAAAUUCAACUAGAAUCACCGGAAGAUAGAGUACUAAAAGUAAGACAACCUAGCCGUGCGCAAGAAGAAGGAGAAGCCGAAAAGAAAAAUCAUCCUCGAAAGAAAGCGAAACACCUUGUCCCACAAGAACUGAAGUAUUAUUCUGAUCCGAUUCGUAUACUCAAACCCACCGCCGCACCAACUAAAAUGCUGGAUUCGCAUUUUAAGGAUGAAUGUGAAAGGUUCAAGACAAUUAUUGCAAAUUCGGGGUUGGAUGAUGCUGCCGAGAACUCUAUGUUGGAACAUGACCGGGUGGCUAUAUCGGCGUUUGUGGAGAGACUUUAUCCUGAUACCGACACCUUCCAUAUGCCAUUUGGGGAGAUGAUGAUUACCCCAGAUGAUAUAUUGGAGAUUCUUAGGCUCCCUGUUCAUGGCAAAGGUGUCAGGGAUGAGUACACAAAGCAGUUGGAACCGGACAAACUUUAUUCUCUAACUAAGGAUUGUUUUAGUUGGGAUGAAGAAACAUCAAAACUGAGUUCAAUAGAUGCAUGA